Durusdinium trenchii is the source of this 1262-nucleotide messenger RNA. Lineage: Eukaryota; Dinophyceae; Suessiales; Symbiodiniaceae. The record is from the annotation of a GenBank genome assembly.
CACAUUUUCACGUUUGUGGACUUCACUUGUUUCCGCCAUCCAAUGAACCGACUCUUGCUGCAAGCUUUGUCAUGCAUUUGCUUUGCUGCACCACUGGGUGUGCUACUGCUGCUGGAAGGCCCUCAGAUCCUCAACAGCCUUCCCACGCUCUUCGUCGCCCUGUGCUGCGGCGUCGGCCUCGCCGCGGGCAUCGCCUCCGCCUCCGCGGGGAGCUCCACGGCGGAAGAGCAGCGUGAGACACUGGUGCCGCAGCAGCUGCAGUGCCGCUUCAAGCAGGACCUGGGCCUGAACUACAAUGAGGACGCCUUGGUUCGCGACCAUGUGACAGAGUUCAAAUACUUGGGUCUUUUGCUCUUCCUUUUUCGUUUGACCGUGAACAUCAAGGCCCUGUACCUGAACGUGGUGGCAGUUUGCACAGUGGAGCUUCCAGAGACCGUGGGCAGCGUUGCGCGGGUGUUGGAGGCGGGAAUCUUCUUAGAACACUUGUGCAAACUACCUAUUGAGCUCCUCAGUGUGUUGUUGGCUGGAUCACCAUGCCCCUGCAUCAGCACAGUGAAGACUUUAGCUGGCUUCUCUUCCAUGAGGUUCUUGAGGUUUCUGAACAAGCGUGAGAUUUUGGGUGCCUUGCGAAAGGUGUUGGGCGAUCGGAGCCUCUUGCAAGGCUGUUCCCUUCUUAUCCUUGGGGUGCUCUACAGCCUUUUGCUGGCUGCCUUUGGUUUGGCAGUGCUUUUGAGCAAGCUACAACGCUUGGAUUUUCAACAGAUCGAAGCGCUGGGCGUGGCGGGGCUGAUUGGUGAAGCGGCAUCGGCGGAGAGCUUUCGAGCUUUUAUGACCUCAAAUCUCAUGCAGCUGAUAGGCUUUGUGAACCAGGUGGCUUCAGCCAUGAACAUCCAACAGGAGGAGCUCCACUCACUUCUGGUCUUUCUCCUGGGCAGCGACCUUAAAGCCCAGCUCUUCCUCGACCAGGUGAUGCGGAAUUUCAUGAAGUUGCCCAAAUGGCGAUGGCGCUUGGUGACAAGCAUGACCUUCGAUGCAGGUGGGCUGCAGAGAAUGGUGCGUGAGCGGCAGCAGUUGCCGUGAGCAUGUCGGCUCAAGAAGGACGUGUCCACAUUUGCUUCGUGCUUGGGCAAGGAAUGUGCUCAAGACAGGAUCAUCCUAAAUUAAAUCAAGCUCAUAUAGAAAGGAUAUCUGUGUUGCUUUAGUUUGCGCAUGUUUGGCCCAUCCCAUUUAACACUGGGCAUGCUGACAUGUUGAAGACCCAC